CCUCUUUUCUCUCCGUCUCUCUGCAGCUGAGCUCAACUCCACACAGCAAGUGCCUUUACUUGAACAGAAGAGGGAGAAGCGGUAGGAGCGCCUGAACGCACCAGAGGAGCGUCCCUGCACUUCACAGGGAGGGCAGAGGAGCGCACGGACAGACGGGAAGCAGAGUUGGAGCAUCACGGCUCUGGCAGAGCGAGCCGGCUGAGUGGAGACCGGGGGAAUCCGCUGGCACUGUUGAUCGCGGCGUCUCUGCGUGGAAGAACAGGAGAUGGAAGACGGCAGAGCAGACAGGAUAUGCCAAGGGGGGAGCAUUUAACAGAGACAGCUGAAAGCUGAGCUCCUCUGAAAAACCAACACUGCUCUUCUUCUUCUGCUGAGAUGCACAGAAAAGAAAAAAAAAACGUUUUGUUUUUCAGUCAGGAAAAGGAAAAACCGGCUUUCAGUCCAGCUUUUAGCUGAAUCUUUUUAAACUAACUUUUCUCCUUGGAGUUGGGCCUCUAAACCCUUUAAGCACAACUUAAAGCAACCUCUUGAUUGAAGAAACUGAGUUUUGCUGGCGACAAUGAGGAUGCCUCCGUCAGUAUGACCAGGAUUACCACGACCAUCUUCUGGGAUUCCUCUUUUGCUUCAUAGAGAAAACGAUCUUUUCGGCGAUUGGAUGCUUUACUUCUGCAGGGGCACGGCAAAAAAUCCCUCUUUCCUUUCUCCUCCUGUGGAUUACACAUGGAUCUCAUGAUCUCCCUCCACAGCCUCGUGGACAAACACUCGAUGUCAGGCAUUGGGCUCAAGUACAAACAGGGACACAAGUGACUUGGGCACAGACCAGGAUUGAUUGAUCUGAGUGAAUUCAAUUAAUGCCUCCUGGAUUCCUGCCAGACACAGAAGCCAUGGAGGGGAACGCCACCAUCUAGCAUCUGAUCUGCCUCCUCGCUGGAUAAACGGAAGAAUUUCUGCUUCCCAGGAUCAACCACACUCCUCCUCCCCCCUUCCUCACGGGCAAGGAUGGUACCCCCACCCCCCACUAACAAGCCCCAUGUGUGCCUAUCUACUAUCCUCAUCAUGAGCAGCAUGGCACUGAUUGACGCCUACCUGGUUGAGCAGAACCACGGACCACGAAAGAUUGGGAUCUGCAUCAUGGUGAUGGUGGGUGACAUCUGCUUCCUGAUUGUUUUGCGCUACGUGGCAGUGUGGGUGGGCGCUGAGGUGCGCACGGCCAAGCGAGGCUACGCCAUGAUCCUCUGGUUCCUUUACAUCUUCGUGUUGGAGAUCAAGGUCUACUUUGUGUAUCAGAACUACAAAGCGGACCGGAAGAGCUUGGACGCUCUUGCGAGGAAAGCGUUGACGUUGCUGCUGUCUGUUUGCAUCCCGGUGUUGUUCAUCGUCCUGGUGGCCAUCGACCACAUGGAAUAUGUCCGGGCUUUCAAGAAGCGUGAAGAGAUCCGCAAUCGUCUCUUCUGGGUGGUGGUGGACUUGCUGGACGUACUGGACAUCCAGGCAAACUUGUGGGAGCCUCAGAAGAAGGGCUUGCCUCUUUGGGCUGAGGGCCUGAUGUUCUUCUACUGCUACAUCCUUCUUCUGGUCCUGCCUUGCGUGUCACUGAGUGAGAUCAGCAUGCAGGGCAUCAACAUCGUGCCCCACAAGAUGCUGCUGUACCCCAUCCUCAGCCUGGUGACCAUAAACAUCAUCACACUCUUCAUCCGCGGGGGGAACAUGAUUUUGUACAGGGACGCCAGGGUAUCUGGGAUCCUGAUAGGGAAGAACAUUCUGGCCAUCAUAAUAAAGACCUGCAGCUUCGUGCAGUACAGGAGACAGUUGCAGAAUGCACCGCCCGCUUUCGGCGUGGAGCUGCAGAAGAACUCUGUGGCUGGCCCGCCCCCACCCCUCCCCAAGUUGUCACGCAGGAGCAGACGCCUCUCCCCGAAGUGACAACCUGUGAACACACAUGACAUAACAGUGGUGGGGGUGGGGGGACCCUAGAACUGAAAACAUGACCCUCAGGAUGCGGCGCUCCGCACCUUUUGGGUGGUGUGAACGCUCAGGAAAUCAUGAAAGGUGAAGCGGCAUACGGGACGCCGUGGCGAGGAUCACGCUGUGGCGUCAGAGCCGUCAUGGUGCAAAAUCAAGUGUGACUUUGUAAACAUUUCUCCUAGUAAAUCGUAUUUACUGUGUAUUUUUUCUAACUGUACAAAUUUAAAAAGGCAACUAUGAAAGUAGAGGAUAUAUUUUUUACCUGUGUGUGAUGCAUUCCCAUCUUAAGUGUAGGGUCUCUGUCCUGUGCUGUGUUUAUCUGUUGCUCGGUUCUUCUCUGUUAUUGAGGGCUUAAACUUUUAAAUGGAACAGCUGAUGGAACGAUCAGAGUGAUGGGAGUGAAAAGAAGUCAAACUCUGUGUUGAAAGAAGUGUUUUUUUCUAUGUGAUUCUUUGAUAAAGUACUGUGGACAAGACAAAGGCUUUCCCGCUUUUUCAUUGGCUUUUAGUGGGUUCAUCAAAGGAGAAAUCCAGACAUGAAUCAGAUUUUAUUUCAAUUAAACUUCACAGAAAAUCUCCUAAUUAUUUGAGUUAUUGUCUCCCGGCAGAGACUUUACUUACUUGAUGAAGAAGUGCCUUUACAAGGUCAUUUAUGGAUGGCUUCAAAUGUCUUUGCUGCCGAUUCUGAUCGGAUGAAAACAUUCAAAAUAAAUGCAGAAGACAAACAGUUUAAUUACAGCAAAGGCUGAGUGUGGUGCUGUUCCUGUAGGAUUUCAUAAGAAGCAAAUCUGCAGAAGGACAAACGGCUCUGUAUAUGAAAACCUGCUCCAUGUCCUCUGUAGAUGCGGAACUGCAGUCUGUGCUGAUGUUUACACACUGGCUGUGGGGAUUCUCAGACCAAAGUGGUUCAGAGAUGUGAAUCUGUGCAAAAACACGUCGUUUUUCUUCUUAAAAAAUGAUUCUUUCUUCCCAAAACCUGUUUCUCUUCAUCAGCAUCAGUCAAGGCUGGACUUUUUUCCUUAUUGCUGAUGGUUUUUUUCAUAGUCAACAGAUACAUAAAAACAACCUUAUGCUUUAGUCCCAACUGUUGGGCUCCUUGCCACUGUUAGAAAUGAGGAAAUUAGUUUGUAUGGACAUCAUUUGGGCACUUACAUAUCACGUGCACAUGUCGUGCAUGCAGCAUUUGUGCGCGGUCAGUAAGGAGCCAGUUCUUUGACCUUACUAUCAACUAUAAUGUGGCGUAAGGACGCCGUACGACAGCAUUAUCCAAACAUUAUGUGUGUGUUGCUUCUAUUUGUUACAAAUGCUUCACAAUAAACUUAGCACAGACAGGA
Oryzias latipes (Japanese medaka) is the source of this 3298-nucleotide messenger RNA. Its product is annotated as transmembrane protein 121. The record is from RefSeq and is a predicted model, not a curated record. NCBI's taxonomy places the organism in Eukaryota, Metazoa, Chordata, Actinopteri, Beloniformes, Adrianichthyidae.